This is a messenger RNA of Euleptes europaea (tarantolino), 1500 nucleotides long. It is a transcript of the gene ARMC6, whose product is annotated as armadillo repeat containing 6. The transcript is spliced from 8 exons. Gene Ontology annotation, biological process: hematopoietic progenitor cell differentiation. Gene Ontology annotation, molecular function: protein binding. Lineage: Eukaryota; Metazoa; Chordata; Lepidosauria; Squamata; Sphaerodactylidae. The record is from RefSeq and is a predicted model, not a curated record.
CCAAGGAAUACAUCAGGCCAAGAAUUCAGCCCUGCAUAGAAUCAAAAUGGCAGACAGGCGGAUCACCCAGGAGACCUUUGACAGUGUGGUGCAGGAGAAUAUCAGCGAGUUUGGCAUGGAUCCCGAAGAAGCAGUGGUGGAAGCUGUCCAGCAAUUUGAAUCUCAAGGUGUGGAUUUGAGCAACAUAGUUAAGGUAGCUCCCAAUGAGAAUGGUCAAGAACAGAAACAUGCCAUUCUGCAGACGUUGGACUCUCUCCAGAAAGCUGUCGUCGACUCUGACUCUGCCAAAGUCAACGAGCUCCUGGCCAGCUUUGCGGAGCAGUGCAGGCAGGAACUGGCGGUCCGUUACCUGGCGGGGCAGAAAGGGGCCUACCCCGCUGUGCUGGCAGCCUGCCGCCUGGCGUCUAAUGACAGGUGCUCGCUCCUGAAAGCUCUCGGCGCCCUCUCAGUGCUCCUGGACGGGCAGCCGGACCUCCUCGACGCCUCCGGGCAGGAGCUGCUGUUGCAGGUGCUGCGGGAGAGCCGGGAUGACGCUGAGCUGACCUUUGCCGCCAUCCGCGGCAUCCGCCACGCCUGCUUGAAGCACGAGCAGAACCGGCAGGACCUGGUGAAGGGCGGCGUCCUCCAGCUCCUUGCCGGGGCUAUCGUUCGGCAUGGGGACCGCGCCGACGUCGUGCGGGAGGCCUGCUCGGGGCUGCGCAUCAUGACGUUCGACGACGACAUCCGGGUACCUUUUGGCCACGCCCACGACCACGCCAAGAUGAUCGUGGUGGAGCACGACGGCUUGAGGAUCCUCAUCGAAGCAGCCAAAGUUUUCACAGACAACAGCAGCGUCCUCUGCGAAAUCUGUGCCACUGUGACCCGCCUGGCUGUCCGGAAUGAGUUUUGCCAGGAGAUAGUUGAUCUCGGAGGCUUAAACUUCAUGGUGGCAUUGCUGGCCGACUGUAUUGACCAUCAGGUGCCAGGGGAAAAUUAGCACUCCGUGACAAAUUUCUCUCACGGCAUGCAGGAGCUGGUGAAGCAGGUGCUGAGCGCCAUCCGGGCCAUCGCGGGCAACGACGACGUGAAGGACGCCAUCGUCAAUGCCGGAGGGACGGAUCUCAUCGUGCUGGCCAUGAGCCGCCACCUGGGCAGCCCUCAGGUGUGUGAGCAGAGCUGCGCGGCCCUGUGCAUGCUGGCCUUGCGCAAACCAGAGAACUGCCGUGUCAUCAUGGAAGGCGGGGGGGCCUUGGCUGCGUUGCAGGCCAUGAAGAUGCAUCCCAGGGAAGUCACUGUGCAGAAACAAGCCUGCAUGCUGAUCCGCAACCUCGUCUCCCACACCCGGGACUUUUCCCAGCCCAUCCUGGAGAUGGGAGCUGAGGACCUGAUCACGGAGGCCCGGGCGGCGCACCGGGACUGCGACGACGUGGCCAAGGCAGCCUUGCGGGACCUCGGCUGCAAGGUGGAGCUGCGAGAGCUGUGGACCGGCCAGAAGGGAGGCCUCGCCCACUGAGACGCCGG